Molecule: messenger RNA, 2152 nt
Organism: Amphimedon queenslandica
Lineage: Eukaryota; Metazoa; Porifera; Demospongiae; Haplosclerida; Niphatidae
Product: multidrug and toxin extrusion protein 1-like
Exons: 18
Coding region: 102-2093 (663 amino acids)
Biological process (GO): xenobiotic detoxification by transmembrane export across the plasma membrane
Cellular component (GO): membrane
Molecular function (GO): xenobiotic transmembrane transporter activity; antiporter activity
Source: RefSeq, a predicted model, not a curated record
CACCAUCUUCUUGCAACUUCAGCCUUCGCAUCUUUGUAUAAAAAGGGAGCAGUCUAUUAGAGGAAAAAUUAGAAGAUCUCAGUCCGUUUGAGUAGUGAAAGAUGGGAGAGGUAGCCAGAGAAGAAGCAAAGGUUGGGAGCUCUCCUGUAAACGGCUGGGUAGUACAAACUGAUUCACGUCCUACUGUAGCUACUAGUACAACUGGAAAGGUCAGAUUAUCAUUACUUUCAUUGAUAAAGACGGCACUAUGUGGUUGGAUCAAGCUGGAGCUCAUUACUCUAAUAAAGCUAGCUCUACCGAUUAUAUUAACGCUCGUAUUUCAAAACAUGAUCCUCUUUAUCUCUCUCAUUUUUGUCGGUCACAUUAAUGACAGAUCAUUAGAACUGGACAGUGUUGCACUUGCUGGCUCAUUUGGUAAUAUUACUGGAAUUUCAGUUGGAAUAGGUCUAUCAAGUGCAGCAGAUACACUUUGUUCUCAAACUUUUGGUUAUAAGAACUAUAAAAGAGUUGGCCAUAUAUUUCAGAGAGGCGUAGUGAUACUUCUGCUACUUAGUGUCUUUGUUUGUUGCAUAUGGUUGAACACUGAUUCAAUACUGCUGCUUCUACAGCAGGCACCUUGUGUAGCAAAAUUUUCAGGAACAUAUGUACAAAUAUUUUGUCUUGCAUUGCCACCAUUUUUUGUGUACUGGAUGUUACAGAAGUAUUUUCAAGCACAGAGUAUAGUGUGGCCAUUCAUAUUCACUGGUGCACUUAGUAAUGUUGCCUGUGCAAUAUUUCAUGCUAUAUUUGUGGUAUGGGCAGACUUGGGAGUCAAUGGGGCUGCAAUCUCGAUGGUGUUGUCAUACUACUGCUUUGCAAUAUUUUUGAUAAUUUACAUUCGUUUGAGGAAACUGCAUGCAAAGACAUGGGAUGGCUGGAGCUGGGAGAGUUUAAAUGAAUGGGGCCAGUUCUUAAAGCUGGGGAUACCAGGAGUAGCUAUGACAUGUCUUGAGUGGGUCAGUUUUGAAAUAGCUGCAUUUGUCCUUGGAAGCAUCAGUGAAGUUGAGCUAGCCGUUAACUCAAUCAUGGUUAAUGUCCUUAUGGUAAUAUUUAUGAUUCCAUUGGGUAUUUCCAUAGCUGCAGGUGUUCGUAUAGGUAAUGAGUUAGGAGCAGGGAACCCACAAAAUGCUAAAAGGGCAUCUCUUGUGGCAAUGGCUGUUGUUUUUACUAAUACUGUUAUUCAAGUUAUUUGUCUCCAAGCAACAAAGUUUUAUUUUGGUCUAAUUUAUACGAAAGACAGUGAAGUUUUGUCUAAAAUACCCGGACUAGUUGAUAUUGUUUGUAUUUUAUUGUUUGCUGACCAGCUCCAAUUGUCCCUUAGAGGUGUAGUCUUGGGAUGUGGACAGCAGGUCUUUGCUUCUGUCAUCAAUUUUAUUGCUUUCUACAUUAUUGGCCUACCAAUUGGAAUAUCACUAGCUUUACUAACAGACCUUGGGAGUAGGGGAAUGUGGUCAGGCCUUGCAACUGCUUCAUACUUUCAACUAUUUUGCUUGCUUGUGUUCAUGGCCCGUUUAAAUUGGAAGAAGGAGUCUGAUAAGGCUAUUUUAAGAUCAAAGGGAGAAGAAGAGAGAAAGAUGGAAGAUGAAGAAAGAGGCAGCACUUCAGAUGAAGUUGAACUUGUUAGCAUGACCACUGACAUCAGCAGAGUAGAAUCCAAGGAAGCAAUAUUGCAAGACUCCUCGCAAGAUACUGCCCAAGAAAAAUAUGCUGAAGAUGAAGAGGAAGGAGAGGCUGAACAAGGAGACGAACAAUCAUUAUUAUCGCAAAAUUCUGGAGAUACAGACUCUUCAAUCCCACACAAACCUACACAUAAUAAAAAAUCACAGCACGUUCGACUGCUAUUAACUAAAGGGAGUGUGUUUCUUUUUGGUAUUGUACUAGUGGUUGCUGCUGGUAUUGCUAGUAUGUUUCAUCCUCCUGAGUCUAUCAUUAAUGGUAAUUAUUCUGAAUGCAUUGCUACAACUAGUGGAGGAGGAGUCUUUGAGCCAGGACCAAUUGAGAGUAGUAUAUUAUUCACUAUUGCUCCAACACCAACUAAUGCUUUGGAUUAUUAAUAUAAUUAUUUAUUAUCAAUUAUUAUUUAUUAUCAGUUUAAUAAAAAUUUGUUUGGCAA